This is a messenger RNA of Hyaloperonospora brassicae, 7209 nucleotides long. Lineage: Eukaryota; Oomycota; Peronosporomycetes; Peronosporales; Peronosporaceae. The record is from the annotation of a GenBank genome assembly.
AUGGCUGCUCGAACAGCCAAGAUGGAUUCUGAAAAAUGUCAGGCGCAGACGAAGAAAGGCAAUGCUUGCAAAGGAAAACCGUUGUCGGGUUUGAGUUACUGUAGAGAUCACGUUGGCCGAGCUAACCAGUCCAGGUCAAAGCUUGCUAAACUGUCGGUGCCUGGUACGGAAGCUAUCAAAGAUACGCACGAUGCAAAGAAGUCGAAUGAGAUCGUGUUGGCGUGGCAAGUUGUCGCAUCCAAAGAGCCCUCGGUGAAUAAGUCAGUAGUUAACGACCAGCUCUCACAAUCGUUUGACAUCGAAAAAUCGACCUCUGCCAACUUGGAAGCUGGCGCAACCGAAGUGGACGAUCAUUAUAGCUCAGGAAGUGAUGUAGAGGAUUUUGUGGACGCUGUACAAUACGACAAUGGAGACGAAGUUGAAGAAUCUGAGCACCUGCAACAUCUGAGAGAUGUUCUAGAGGUCAAGGACGAAGAGGUAGAGGAUGUCGUUUCAAUCGUCGAGGAGACAUUUCAAGAUGAUGAAGAAGAAAAGUCUGCUUGGGUUGUGGAAGACCAACAACUGCUCCUUCCUUGCGAUUGGCAUUGGGGCAUGAAGUUGGAAGAACGGUGGAAUGCUCUUUACUCAGUGAUGGCUCUUUGGGGAUCUCUCAAUAGGUGCGUACAAGACGUGGUCAUUAAAGAGCUCAGCAGUCUGAAGACGGAGCUGCAACGUGAGAUGCUUCGGGCAAACGCUCGCGUAUACGAAGGUAAAGCUGUCAUUGGGGGUACAAUUACUGGCUGUGUGUCAAGAUUGGAGGCGAUUCGAACCACCAAUCCGUUUGCAAUUCUGGUUGAGGAGGCUUCAGAAGUUAUGGAACCGCUCCUUGUUUCGUGCUUCGGCACAUCUACGCGAAAGUUAGAGAUGAUCGGAGAUCAUAUGCAGCUUCAGCCGUCAGUAAUGGGCCGGAUAGAUUUUGAGCGAGUCAACAAGAUGAACAUUUCGAUGUUCGAGCGAUUGAUUAGCGCUCCGCCGAGCAAUAAAGUCCCGUCUUCGGUCCUGUCGAUCCAGCGACGAAUGCGGAAAAACAUUUGCGAUCUCACACGAGCCUUUUAUACAGAGAUCACAGUGAUUGAAGAUCAUGAAGUUUGCGGAAAGAAAGUAGUUGGGAGUAAAGUGACUGGGAAUCGCGCUCUCCUUAAUGCGUGUGAAGGAGGAGGACGUGAGAUUCCUGGAAUAUCGCCGCACAUUUACUUUUGGACCCAUUCUGGCGCUCAAAAGCGAGCAUCAGUUGGUUUGUCUCGAGUAAACCAACACGAAGCGAAUAUGACGUGCAAGCUGGUGCAUUAUCUCGUGCAUUGUGGUGGAUACGCGAACGAAGUGCGUCAAUUUGUAUGCAAAGAGAAAGUGGGAGUGCCAUUGCCACGAUGUCGCCACGAGUUGGUUGUGCCUUGCCCGACAGCAGAAACGCUGAAGCGCUGGACCGGCAAAUCGUGUUCGACAUUGAACCUCAUCCAAGAAGGCGAAAUGUAUGGCCCGAAAGACUACUUUUGUAAGCAAAUUGUGACAUUCCAACGCCUCUGCGGCCACUCUGAAUCGGUUCGAUGCGAGCGAGCGUUUGAGCUCGCGCAAAAUCCAUCACGCUGCCGGGAACCCGUAGUGGUUGCAAAUCCGGAAUGUGGUCACGAUUUCUCGACAACGUGCUCUGAGGAAAAGAGCUUUCGGGAAAAGGUUGCGCAACGCUCAGGAAAAGUCGAAGACAUCACUCCACUGGAAACUGUGCACGAAGGUGACUCCAGCAAUUUCCGGAGCUAUGGACUGAAUUUCCAGUGCAGUCACGAGACGGUAUAUGUUCGACUCUGCGGUCAUAAAACAACAAUGAGGUGCAGCGAGGCGCGGCACAAUACGAGACUUUGCGAAGAACUGGUGUUAGCAAAGCUACCAAUCUGUGGGCACCCAGUGAAAAUGCUGUGUCACUUGACGAAACAUUUGAGUGCGUGGCUGCCGUGGAAGGUGCAAGCGCCAUCGGUCAAGCUGCUACGGGACGAAAACAUCGUAGACGCUACUCUUCCAAUUCCAGUGGCUCGCCCCGCAGCACUCAAGUCCGUUUUGAAGGACUGUGAAACUACUUUGGAUGCUGCGAUCAAAGAUACGAAACGUAAGUAUAGCAGCAACAGCUGGUCACCAGAGGCUACUCGUCACUUGCCAGAAGUGAGCGGUGUGACGUAUAUUGAAAUGAGCUUAGCAAGUAAGCGUGACUUUCUCAUUCGGAAAUUGAAGCUGCUCGAAAAGUUUAAGGAAAGGCUGGAUCGUGAAGCACUGUGGACUAAUCCCCUGUUUUCUCCGGUGGAAUUCACCGUGUUUGUCAUGUUAAAUCGAAAGCUGCAGGCGCGACGUAUUGACAAGUUUGAGAUGAAGGAUUUCGGAAGCCUGCAUACAUUCAGCGGUAUUGAGGUUCACGAGGCAACAAAGACACAGUUCAAACGCGUCGUGGGGACCAAAGAUUGUUGCGUGUUAUUUGGCCGCGUGUACACGGUGAAAAGCUUGAGGGAUCCAGCCGACAUUCCUAAGAAAAAAAGCAAAAAAGGCGGCAACGUUGCAAAUUGGGUGACGAUGCAGUCAUCGCGCGGGUACGACGCGCUAUACCGGGCUGCGAACGGAUGGGUUAUAUGGAGGCCGUAUGUUUUGUUUCCAGUUCAUCAGGUUGAGGUCACAGACAGCAAUCGGCUAAGCAUCUUGAAGUAUUUGCCCGAAGAGAGUCAAGCUGUCGAGCCAAAUCGUACGAUACGCUUCAACAAGACGUUUACAGGUGAGGAACUAGAAUCGAAACCAGCCGAUGCCAUGCGACUUUCUUCAGUGAUAUCUGAGAACGAUCGUGAGAAGAUACGACGGCUAGCAAGCUCGAUAAGUCCAUUGUACGAGCAGCUGAACAUAUGGCAUCCGUGGGACGGUCAAUUGCUGUCUACAGGAGCGGUCGUCGCAGUCUCGACACAAGUUGAGAGAGAUCUUGCGUCCAAGUUGAAUUUUUGUCCAAAUCGUGCUUCAAAUACGAAACAGUCGAAGUCCCCUUUUGGUGGAAUAAAGUACGUUCAAACGUUACAGAGCCGCGGUAAACUCAAGGAGGACGGAAAUUUGUUUCUGGCGUUAGAGCAUCUUGCUGUACGGAAGCAGGACACUGUGGAAGUUCGUUUGAAAUUAGAAGAGUAUGUGAGCAACCUUUGUGGCGAGGUAGAAAGCUAUGCACACCCGCUCGUCAUUGUUGCUAUCGCACGGCUCGCAUCUCGCUUAAGCCAGUCUAAUUCAUCCGACGUUCAGCAAAAACUCCUUCAGAUUUUUGCGUCGCUUUACCCAGAAGCAAGCAGCUCAUGGCUGGAUGACUCCGAGCUUCGGCUGAUGCAAACCACCGGCGGUCAAAUUGAUUUUGUCAGCUCUAUCGCUUCUGGAUCUCCGACGUUGGUGGACGAAAAAUGGGCACUGUUGAAAAGCCAAUACGGGUGCCACUCGGAUGCGAUGGAAAAGCUGCUGAAGCUGGUGGGGCUGAACAAGGUUAAACAAUCAGCGGUGAACCUGUUCAAGAACGCCCUGACACUACAGCAGUUGUCUUCGGCUCAACGCAAGAAGAACAUAAUGGCUUUCAACUAUUGCUUUGUGGGCAACCCUGGCACUGGUAAAACGACAGUCGCGCGAUUGUUUGCCAACAUCCUCAAGGAUUCGAAGAUCCGGCGCGCCAAUACUUUCGUGGAGUGCACUGCGCAGAAGUUGAAAGACGAUGGAGCCAGUGAUUUUCGAUUGAAGGUGGAACAGGCGACCGGUGGUGUUGUCUUCAUCGACGAAGCAUACGAGUUGGACCCCGCUGGUGAUUUCAAAGGUAAGCCAAUUGUGGCAGAAUUGUUGACGGCAGCAGAAGACAAGCGGGAUGACCUCUCAAUUAUUCUCGCUGGGUACGAAGACGAUAUCCAGAAGAAGUUGUACGCGUAUAACGAUGGUCUACCCUCACGUUUUCAAGAAGUUGUGUUUGAGGAUUUUGACGUGCAAGAGCUGGAGACGAUUUGGGACGCACUGGCGAACGACCGCGGGUGGCAAUACGAGAAGGCCACUGCAAAGGUAGCGUGCCGCCGCCUAGCUAAAGCUAAAGGUCGUAAAGGGUUCGGCAACGCGCGUGCUGUACGCAAGCUGUUUGAGCAAGCUGUCAAAGAGGCCAUGGCUCGUGAGGAUUUUGACGGUCAUCUCACAUUCCAUACAGUAGACUUGCUUGGAGACCGUCCUUCAACAAACAGAAAGCUUCAAGAGGUACUGAGAGAGGUUGAAGAAAAGACCGGUUGGCACAAAAUUAAGGAAGAGUUCAAAAUUCUGGUCGAAACGAGCGAUACAAAUUACGAGCGCGAGGUGAAAGGUGUGGAAACAGUUCCAGUGUGCUUCAAUCGACUCUUUUUGGGAAACCCUGGAACAGGUAAGACUACAUGUGCAGAGUACUUCGGGCGGGUGCUUCAGGCACUACGUUUCUUGAGCAAUGGUGCAGUCGUUAAAAAGACGGCGGGGGACUUCAUCGGUAGUCAUGUAGGCGAAUCACAGACAAAGACAGCGCAGAUUCUGGACAUGGCAAAGGGCAAAGUUCUCGUCAUUGACGAAGCGUACAACCUAAAUGAUAAGAUGUUCGGCAAGCAAGUGUUGGAUGUGCUGGUGGAGAAGGUUCAGGGGACGGAAUGUGACGACGUAGCUGUGCUGCUGAUAGGAUACGAACGUGAAAUGCUAGAGAUGCUGCGCACGCAGAAUCCAGGCCUGAUGCGACGAUUUCCGCCCAACCAUGCCUUCUAUUUUGAGGACUACACGGAGCAAGAACUGCUGGAUAUCUUAGAACGGAACUGUGCCAAACGAAGUGUGACGUGUCCCUAUGAAGUGGCUGAUGCAAUGCUCAAGCAAUUGGCACUUCAAAAGACUCAGCCAAAUUUUGGAAACGCUGGCGCGGUGGAGCAAUUGCUGAAGCAUGCUUUAGGUAAAGCUAUGAAUCGUCCAAUGGUUUACGGCAAGACCUUGUUGACACUGGAGGACGUGGACGUCAAAGCAAAAUGCGAAGGGGAAGCAAGCGAGCAAGAUGAUCCAUUGAAUGCACUGAAUGCAUUGUAUCGCAUGGACGACAUCAAGGAGCAAUUAACGCAGCUGCAAAAUCAAAUUAUUGUAGCGGAUCGCGAAGGCUCAGUACUGCCAGAUGUUGGUCACUUUGUCUUCCGUGGAUCGCCUGGGACAGGCAAAACUACAGUCGCUCGUGCGAUGGCAAAAAUUCUACAUGGAUUGAGGGUGCUAGCAACAACGAAACUAGUUGAAACCUCUGGACUCGAUCUCACCGCUGAAUACGUAGGGCAGACGAAGCAAAGAGUCGCGGCGAAACUUGGCGAAGCGAAAGGUGGAGUGCUAUUCAUUGAUGAAGCGUACGAACUGGGAAAGUGGACCUUUGCUGAGGAGGCGAUGACAACACUAGUGGCUGCUAUGACCGACCCUUCGUACGCGGGUCUAGUGAUCAUCAUUGCCGGCUACUCAAAGGAUAUCGACCAAAUGCUGAGUCGCAAUGUCGGUCUAAGAAGCCGCUUUCGGCGGUUUAUUGACUUUUCAGACUGGGAAGCGGAGGAUGCUGUUGAAUUCUUGACUGCGAAGGCGGAGGCUGAGAACUUUGAGGUUGAUGACGGGGCCGCAGUAAUGCUGCUACAGGUAUUUGAGGAGCUAAAAAAGCUGCGUAACUUUGGCAACGGCCGAGACGCCAUGGCCAUGUGGAAGGAGAUACUCCAACAACGUGCACAGAGAGUCGUGCGAGAGACCGAAGAAGAGCGAACUGUUACAACAGGUGAUGUUGAAAAGGCAAGUGAAGCCAUAAUGGUCGCUCGACGUGGCUGUGCUGUGCCUAGCAAAGGAACUGCGGCCACGAAAAAUCCGUUGAAGCUGCUCGAUGGUUUGUAUCGCAUGAACGAGAUCCGAGACCAACUAUCGCGUCUACAGAUGCAGAUAGCAGUGGCCGAUCGCGAAGGUUCUGCACGUCCUGAGAUCGGCCAUUUCGUCUUUCGAGGCUCUCCAGGCACUGGAAAAACAACUGUAGCUCGUGUCAUGGCGCAAAUUCUGCAUGCUAUGAGUGCAUUGUGUACAACGAAGCUCGUUGAGACCUCCGGGUUGGAACUUACCGGGGAAUACCUUGGCCAAACGAAGACUAAAGUGACGGAGAAACUUGGCGAAGCCAGGGGUGGAUUGCUGUUCAUUGAUGAAGCGUACGAUCUGGGCAAAGGACAUUAUGGAGAAGAGGCUAUGACGACGUUGGUGGCUGCGAUGACAGACCCGUCGUACGCUGGUAUGGUCAUUGUGAUUGCAGGAUACCCAAGGGACAUGGAUGUCAUGCUCAAUCGCAACGCAGGCUUGAAAAGUCGAUUCAAACGGUUCAUCGACUUUCCGGACUGGGAAGCAGAAGACGGAGUUGCGUUUUUGCGAGCGAAGGCGUUGAAAGAGGAAAUGACGCUGGAGCCUGGAGCCGAAGUAAUGCUGCUGAAGACAUUUGAAGAGUUGAAGAAGUUGGACGGCUUUGGCAAUGGACGUGAUGCUGUAGGAAUGUGGGACGAGCUAAAGCAGUGUCGUGCUCAGCGAGUGUUUACUGUGGCUGAAAUGGUGCGCACGAUCACUGCAGUGGACGCAGCCAUCGCCGGCGAGAGCAUUCUUGCAGCUCGUCGUCCGCCAGAUGGACCAAUCCUAUCGCAAUCGUCUAUCCUCCACCCUAGUGAUGGAUUAUGCAGACCCAGAGAGCAGCACGCGGAAGUGCGACCGUCGCUAUGCGAACUAUCUGAAGAUCAAGAAAGCGAAACCCACUUGCAAGCAGAGCAAAUGGUAGGGAACGAGGAGGCGCUUGAAGCGGAUGAACAGGUCGUAGAGGUGGAAGCUGCAAGAGAUGAAGAGCCAGUGGGAAACGGAAAUAUUGCGAAUGAGGAGCGGGACAUCGGCGUUUCGGACGAAGACUGGGAAGAAUUACAGCGCGCUAAGGAGGAUCAUGCUGCUCAUGUAGAUGGUCUUCGACGGGCCCGUGAACAAGCAAAAUUAGAGGAAGAACGACGUCGAGUGGAAGCGAUUCAAGCAAAAAUCCGCCAAAUCUGUCCGUGCCCCGCUGGCUAUAGCUGGUACAAGUGCGGUACCGGAUGGCGGUGUGGAGGCGGUUCUCACUUUGUGUCGGAUGCACAGCUCAACAACCAGUUUACCUGUUGA